This is a messenger RNA of Zerene cesonia (dogface butterfly), 1194 nucleotides long. RefSeq names its product CCHC-type zinc finger protein CG3800 (gene CNBP). The transcript is spliced from 3 exons. The coding region runs from base 169 to 603 and encodes 144 amino acids. Gene Ontology annotation, molecular function: nucleic acid binding; zinc ion binding. The record is from RefSeq and is a predicted model, not a curated record. Lineage: Eukaryota; Metazoa; Arthropoda; Insecta; Lepidoptera; Pieridae.
GUCUAUGGUCAAAAUGUCUUUUACGAAUUCGUAGUGAUGGUGGCUGGCUUCCUUGCAGACAUAGCUUCAUAAAUUACGACUAAUUUGUAAAGUUCAUCAAUAUUUUAUUGAAAAGAAACUAGUUCUAUUAGUGAUUUAAGUGCUCAAGAAAAUAUACACCUAAUCGAAAUGAGUUCAAGCGUAUGCUACAAGUGCAAUCGCACCGGCCACUUCGCCCGCGAGUGCACGCAGGGCGGCGUGGCCUCGCGCGACGCUGGCUUCAACCGGCAACGGGAGAAGUGCUUCAAAUGCAACCGCACAGGCCACUUUGCGCGCGACUGCAAGGAAGAGGCCGACCGUUGCUACAGAUGUAACGGCACGGGGCAUAUAGCGCGCGAGUGCGCGCAGAGCCCGGACGAGCCGUCGUGCUACAACUGCAACAAGACGGGGCACAUCGCGCGGAACUGCCCCGAGGGCGGGCGCGACAGCUCCAACCAGACCUGCUACAACUGCAACAAGGCCGGCCACAUAUCGCGCAACUGCCCCGACGGAACCAAGACCUGCUAUGUGUGCGGGAAGCCCGGACACAUCAGCCGCGAGUGCCCCGAGGCCGAGCGGAACUAACACGAGACCCGCACCCCCUAUACACAUUAUAAACAAAUUCAACUAUGUAUAUUAUGAUGCCACGCACGGACUGUAAGCAAAGGACGCGUUAAGCAUUAGAUCGUAAGGCCACAGACUGUACGAGAUGAAAUUAAUACAACGGAAUUAUAAGCAGCGGUACGCAGAGACUGAGGGUUUAAUGUUGACUUGUAUAUAGGUCUCCCGCGCGGUGUUCGCCGUAGGUUAAUGUUUGUUCUUGCACGUGAAGUUGUGUUUUUAAAUCAUUUAAUAAUCGUGAUUGAACUAUUGAUGAGGUAGCGUUACAGUUUUUAGCAUUACAGAGUAUAUAUUUAAUAUAUUUUGUACAGAUUUAUUUGUCAAAAGAUAAAUUGGUUGCUGGCGUAUGAUGACUUUUCAAUGUUGUGGAGACCCCGGAGAUGUGACCCUGUCGGGACUCCUGCUCGUUUUGUCGUUAAGCAGGAGGCGCCCUUUCCCUCAUAUCUUCGACUAUAACUAUCAGUUAAUCUUUGUUUUUUUAUAAUUCCUUUGUUUAUGAGGUCCUGCUGAUUUGUGGAGAAUUCAGUGGUUAAUUAAUUAGAAUUUCAUUAAUCA